This is a messenger RNA of Sitophilus oryzae (rice weevil), 1491 nucleotides long. RefSeq lists its product as uncharacterized. Gene Ontology annotation, molecular function: catalytic activity. Bases 1 to 1491 code for a protein of 496 amino acids. The transcript is spliced from 3 exons. Gene Ontology annotation, biological process: chromatin remodeling. Gene Ontology annotation, cellular component: nucleus. The record is from RefSeq and is a predicted model, not a curated record. Lineage: Eukaryota; Metazoa; Arthropoda; Insecta; Coleoptera; Curculionidae.
AUGCUGUCACGCAGUCCGGGUGACGACCGGCGCUUCUGCGAUUCCGGGUCGCAAAGUGAAAAGUCAGCUACCGGCCACACGAUUGUGAAUGAUCAGGCAUGGUGUGGAAAAUUAGCUACUGGUCAUCAGAAACUCCAGAUGAGAAACACCGUAAACAUUGGCGUAGCCAUUUUGAUAUCAGCCAGAAUCCAUAAAUCCGUCAUAGAAUUUAGAGCUGUAAACGACAGAAUAGUUCUCCUUAGACUAGACGGCAAACCUCAUAAAUUCAACAUCAUUCAAAUAUAUGCACCGACAGCAACGGCAGAGGACAAUGAAAUAGAAGAAUUCUACAAUAAAUUAGAACUUACCAUCAGGAAUAUACCAAACAAAGAAUUGACAUUAAUUUGCGGCGACUUCAACGCAAAAGUUGGGAACAACAAAAUGAAUGAUGAUCUAAAAAAUAUCCUUGGAAAAUACAGCUUGGGAGAGAGGAAUGAAAGAGGAGACGGUUUAAUCGAAUUUGCCAUCAAUAACAGCUAUUCUAUAAUGAACACUAAAUUUAAACACCACAUUCGCAGAGUCUAUACUUGGAGAAGCCCUGGAGACAGAACACGGAAUCAAAUAGACUACAUAUUGACCAACCCGCUGGAAAUCCUCCAUUCAAACAGCACGUACACUACCAGGGGCAAUAUGUGGAUCAGACCAUCAGCUCCUAUUUGCCAAAAUAAAACUCAAACUCAAAACACCCUUCAACCACAUAACACCAACAAGAUUAAUAAAAAGAAACAGCGAAGAAAUUCUCCACAGAACCCAGGCUUUCCUGACUACCUCAACAGAAAAUACAACAGCCCAAGAUAUAUGGGAAGCUUUCAAAAAAUGCACAACAACUGCAACAGGAUCAUCGAAGACAGAAGACUUCUCCACCGGAAAGGCAUACACACAGAAGAAGAGAAAGAAGAACUAAAAUACCUGAAUAAGGCAAUAAAGCAAGGAGCAAGAAGAGACAAACAACAAUUUUACUCUGAUAUAUGCAAAGAGAUCGAGGGACACAGUCUAAAUAACCAACCAAGAGACCUCUUCAAAAAAAUAAAAUAUAUUACCAGGGACUUUAAAGCCAGAAAUUGGGCAAUCGAAGAUCAAAAUGGAACUUUAAGAACCAAAAAAGAAGACAUUAUUGAGGUGUGGAGAUCAUAUUGCGAAGAUUUAUACAAAGACAGUGAAGAAUAUAACUAUGUCGACCACCACGAAAAUUUAGAGAAAGAACCGGACAUCCUUAAAAGUGAAGUUGAAUUGGCCAUAAACAAAUUAAAAUACCAUAAAGCACCAGAUUCAGACCUAAUGACAGCAGAAAUAAUAAAAGCCGUUAAAGAACCUGGAUUAGAAAUGCUUCAUCUGAUCUGUAAUAAAAUAUGGCACACAGGAGAAUGGCCCGACGACUGGACACACUCCACCAUUGUCACUCUCCACAAGAAAGGGAGCAUACAUAAGUGCAGUAUCGUACAAUUUCCCUAA